CCGCAGGGCAUAAGCAGGGCAUAUUUCGCUUCGCAGGGUGCAUGUGAGUCUCGGAGAGAUAAAAGGAACCAGUACCCAGCUCCUGGAUGAGAGUUAAGUGAAAAUUCUUCGAGUGAUAUAUUAAUUCCAUACAUGUAGUCCCUAGAACGGCUUGGAGCUACUAGUAUCCAAUUUAUGGGAAUUCAAUGCAAACCAGUCGUGCUCUCAAAUUCAAAAUGGGGUUGUUCUUGCGCAACAUCUUCCUCUCCUUCACCCUCGCUCGGCUCAGUCAUGGACAAAACUGUCCCUUACUCGGGCCAGCUUACCCAGCAGUCACGGACCCGGUCUCCUCUCCGGCGUUGAACGCGGCCAAAGCCGCCUUCGAUGAGGCGCUCGCUCAGGCUCUUUCCAGUGGGCAGCUUGACAACAGCACCACCUCGUUUUCCAUCCAAGUGUUUAGCCCUCAAGCCGAGGAGCCAAUCUAUGAAUACUACCACACGCCAACGGUUAGCACAAACAGCUCCCGAAGCGCACGCCCGGCUCAGGUUGGACCCGGGACCCUGUAUCGAAUUGGCAGCAUCUCCAAACUGGUGACCGUGUACACCAUCCUGUCCAGCCUGUCGGACAGGUACUGGGACGAGCCGGUCACCAAGUAUGUUCCUGAACCCGAAGCUGCCGGCCGCGGACCGGCAGGCAACGCUAUUGACCACGUUCAGUGGUCUGAGGUCACCCUCGGAGCGCUGGCCAGUCAGAUGAGCGGCAUCGGAAGAGAUUAUUCCUUCGGAGACGUCUCGGCCAUGUUCCCCUCCGGUCUUCCGGGACUUCCCACGUUGGACGAGUCGGAGAUUGUCCAGUGCGGCACGGCCGCCGCCGGCGUCAGAGCAUGCACAAGAGAGGAGUCAAUGGCAAUGAUGCUGGAACGGUGGCCGGUUUUGCCGGCCUACCACUCCCCGAUAUACUCGAAUAUGGCCUUUCAAAUCCUGGCGUAUGCCGUUGAAAACAUCACCGGGCAAAAUUUUGCCAGCCUGGUCGAGGACGAGUUGUUGAAGCCCCUCGGGCUAACGCGGACAUUCCUGUCGACUCCAGCGAACGAUAGUGAUGCAGUCGUUGUAGACGGCUGGACCGAGGACCUAGGAGAUGAGGCGCCGGCCGGAGCGUAUAUCCAGUCCGUGGCCGACCUCAGCGAGAUUGGCCGGUCCAUCCUCAAUUCCUCGCUUGUUUCUGCCCAGGCGACCCGAAAAUGGUUGAAACCUAUCUCGCACACGUCCAGCCCCUUGGUAUCGGUCGGCAGACCAUGGGAAAUCUUGCGACUGAGGGUGCCCGUUGAGCGGUCGUCCAACACGACGCGGACUGUUGACGUGUACUCGAAGAAUGGCGGCAUCGGCCAGUAUCUCAGCCUGCUAGGGCUCUCUCCCGACCAUAACAUUGGAAUAUCGCUCCUCGUGGCCGGACCUUCAGCCGGGUCGGUGUACAGCGCUUUGCAGACCCUCGUCACGACCACAUGGCUCGUGGCGGGCGAACAUGCCGCCAGGGAACAGGCACGGGUCAAUUUCGCCGGCAAUUACACACUCCCCGAUAACUCAUCCGCCGAAAUCACUCUUCUUCCAGACGAGCCUGGCAUGUUCCUCGCCAGCCUUCUAAGCAACGGGACCAACAUGUUCGAGGCCGUGGGAGGGGUAGUCGGUGGGGAGCUGGGAGCCGAGUUCGGGGCAUGGCUAUAUCCAACGACCCUGACAGACGGCAACAGAACCGCAUUCCGAGCGGUGUAUGGCGCUUUAGGGCAGCCAGCCGAUGAACUGUGCGCGUCAUGGGGCGCGGUGGACGGCCUCCGGUACGGGGGUCAUCCAGCGGAUUUGUUCGUUUUUGAAGUUGGCGAGGAUGGACGCGCAACGGCGCUGGAGGUCCCAAUCUUAAAGAAGACCUUACGUAGAAGAGACUAAUUCCUGUACGGAUAUUCUUGUCUCUCUUAAAUUUUGAAAAUCUGGUAGAAGACGCCAUACGGCUAAAUGCCGCAUGGUAUCUUGGCUGCAGAUAUUCCAUAUAGAGGAGCAACCCAUGGCUAAGUUAACAAACAUCGCCGAUAUGCCGGUGCAUCUGACUGGUACUUGUCAGACAGCUGUUCAUGACAUAUGGACAUGUGCAAUGCAGACGAGGCUGUUAUGAAUUGAAAUUUGAGGAUUUUAGGUGUUGCUGUACGGUAUACGGG
Molecule: messenger RNA, 2185 nt
Organism: Canariomyces notabilis
Lineage: Eukaryota; Fungi; Ascomycota; Sordariomycetes; Sordariales; Chaetomiaceae
Product: beta-lactamase/transpeptidase-like protein
Exons: 4
Coding region: 216-1919 (567 amino acids)
Source: RefSeq, a predicted model, not a curated record